AUGUCAUCGUCUUCUUCUUCAUUUUCCCAGCUAUCGAUUUCUCCCGAUUCUAAUCCAGAAGAAGACGUCAUCUAUGAGUAUGAGAAGAAGAAGAAAAAACGAAAAGUUUCGAAAUUCGUAUUCGGUCACAAAACUCGCUUGUAUAUUAUGGUGUUACUGUUAUUAUGUCUAACUCUACCACAAAUGAACUCGAUCACAUUUAAUUUCACUGUGAUUUGUAUGGGCGACUUGGUGGAGAGACAUCAGGCGCUGAAUCGGAGUGACUCCCACUGGAUGUCAUCUCCCACUCACAAAUCCUUCAUCUUCUCCUCCACAGCCAUCGGCGCAGUCAUAGGCCUCAUCCCCUCGGUCCCCCUUAUCGAUGCCCUCGGUAUCCGCGUGGUUCUCACAGUCUCCGGUGUCAUUUCAGCCGUCGGCUCCAUAUUUUUCCCGCUAGCCGCCGAUUUCAACUACUACGCCGUAAUAUUGUGUCGGGUACUUCAAGGAUUAGGGAUCUCCAUCUUGUUCACCGUGGUCGGUGUGAUCCCAGGAGUCUGGGCGCCCCGCAACGAGACCGGCACAUUUCUAGCCAUCCUGUCGUGCGCCUUCCAGUUAAGCAUGAUAAUUUGUAUGCCCAUCUCUGGAAUUCUUUGUGAGACUCCAUAUCUCGGAUGGCGAUCCAUUUACUACAUAUUCGGCGCGGCCACUCUUUUGAUCUACACAAUUUUCUUCACUUUCUACACAGAUUCUCCUAGGAUUCAUCGAAAUGUGUCGGAGAAGGAAUUGAAACGAAUCGAAAGUGGCAAAUUGGAGACGCCCGUCCAAGAGGGUGUCCCCUAUUGGGCAAUAUGUAGUGACGUCACUGUUCUUGCCGCGUGGCUUUCGGUUUUCGGUGGCAAUUUUGGGUUUACUAUACUCACUUUGUAUGGACCCACUUAUUUGAAAGAUGUACUCCAUUUUGAUGUGAAGGAGACGGGCUUCGCGACAGCGUUGCCGUUUAUAUUGAGUGCUGUUGUGAAGUUUGCGGCGGGACGGAUUUCGGAUAAGAUGGAUCAUUUGUCGGAGAAGACGCGCUUCACUUUCUGCGCCGUGGUCUCCCAGGCUAGUGUCGUCCUCGGGCUAGUCCUCAUGGCAAUGACAUCAAAUCGACGAGUUGCUCAAUUUGCGUACACCUUUGCUAUCACCUCGUCCGGAUUGAAUAUCGUGGGAAAUGUCAAGUGUAUUCAGUUGCGUUGCCGUCAACACGUCCACUUCGCCAUCACCGUCAUCUCCUUCUGCGCCUACUUGAUCCAUUUCGGAGCACCGAUUGUAGUGGGGUGGCUGACAUCUAGUGAAGGGGAUACUGUUGGAUGGUCCCGGCUCUUUAUUAUCGUGAGCGUUAUCACAGUGCUCACAAAUCUGCCAUUCCCGUUUUUGACAUCGGAGGAGCCGGCGCCGUUUGUGAGGGUGGUGAAGGUGGAGGAGUAA
Caenorhabditis remanei is the source of this 1446-nucleotide messenger RNA. RefSeq lists its product as uncharacterized. NCBI's taxonomy places the organism in Eukaryota, Metazoa, Nematoda, Chromadorea, Rhabditida, Rhabditidae. The transcript is spliced from 5 exons. Gene Ontology annotation, molecular function: transmembrane transporter activity. Gene Ontology annotation, biological process: transmembrane transport. Bases 1 to 1446 code for a protein of 481 amino acids. The record is from RefSeq and is a predicted model, not a curated record.